UCUCACCCAAGCAGACCUGGUCGCCAGCUGAUAUCGUUUCAACGGUCUGCAAGGUGUCCUAGAGCGCGCUAAAUUAGUCUUCAAACUGUUUAAAAUUUAAACAAAUACAAAAUCUCGCAUGGUAGUUAAGAUAUUCACCUUUUGAUCUCGAAUUUCAUCACGCCCACGGAGUUUAAACCAUGCAUCGACGCCACUAUUAGAACCAUGAAACUUUGAUAUCAGUAUUCUUCGCUCAGACAGUCCCUUGCUUAGUUCUGGGUUAUAUGAGUGGGAACAGCAUGGCAGGACCUGUCCCUCCCUCCAUGAAUAUUCAAGCUGUUGGCGGCAGCAACACGUUGAAUUCCGUGGUGCCAAACAUGGAUAGCAUCAUACAAGCUCUAGAUAUUAUUCACAACCCAACUUCAACCAACGCCAUCCGUCAACAAGCUUCCGAAUUUCUCGAAUCUCAGAAACAUUCAAAAUCAGCGGUCGACAUCGGCUUCGCUUUGGCGAUGGAGAAAAGCAACUCUCCCGUCCUUCGCCAUUUCGGCCUGUCUUUACUUCAGCCUUUUCUAAGGCAUAGCUACUCACGCUUGUCCAAGGAAGAACAGGAGAAUGCCAAAAGCAAAAUUAUCCUUUUGGCCAUAUCAAUAAGCCCUCAGGAUGAGUCGUUUAUCGGCAACAAAGUGGCGCUACUCUGGGUAGAAGGAGCGAAACGCAGCUGGGGGGCUGGUAAAUGGACAGAUAUGGAUGCCGACUUGAUUCAAAUAUGGAAUAUGUCUUGGGCACAUAAAAAAUUAGUCCUUUCGAUUCUAGAAACGUUAUCCGACGAUAUUUUUAAUCACGAAGAUAAAACUUCCUCAUUCUACGAAAGCCCUCUCCAUCGCGCUCUAGUCGAAAUAGUUCCUCCUUACUCGGUCUUCGAAGAUUUGCAUCCCGGGCGGGAUCACUCCGCUGAACUACGCCAUAGGAGCAGUGGAAGCCCCGGAUGGCUAUUCAUGACAUGCGGCUUUUUAGGCGAAUGCCUAAAUAACAUUCACGACUCGCGCGAAGCCAAAAUAUGCGCUGUACAAGCAUUGGCGACCUUGCGAUCACUGAUGCUAUGGUCGAAUCCCUUAGCAAUAUCCACUUCUAUGUGUGUUCAAAUUAUUCUCAAAGCUUUAACGUGCCAGGACGAUGAUAUUCUUAUGGCUGCAAUCGAUGCUCUCCACGCACUAUAUAGCAGGAAUUGUGAUAUAACGAAGUUCCAAGACCUUGUCAAUUUGGUAUAUCAAACUCAGAAUCUUCAUCUGCUGCAGAAUCUCUAUAACUGGUCGAUUGUCGAUGCACAUGAUAUUUCGGACUCAAAAUACACCAUAUCGAAGAAAUUAUCUGAGCUGAUGUCGUAUAUUGCCGGAUUCCUUGAGGAGAAGAACUUCGAUUUCCAUAAGGAUAUUGACUUGACAACAUUCUUUCCGUUCCUCAUGAAUAUUCUUCAGCAUCCCAGUCUGACUGUCUCGAUACCCAUCCUUCAUUCAUGGUCUAGACUACUUGCGUCGAGCAAAAUCACGAGUUUAGACGUAAUUCAUGGACUUAUUGCACCAAUACUUGAAACAUGCACUCAACGUCUUGUACGCUACGAAACUUUGCCUGAAGAUACCGAUAACCCCACGAUUAUAUUUCUAAACGAGGACAUCGACACCAUACCGGAGAGACAUGCAUUCGUUGGGAAUUACCGGCGAUACUGUGCUCAAACAAUUGAGCUGAUAGUGUAUCGACGUCCACAUGACGCGAUCCCACAUAUACUUGCCCGAGCAGAUUACGUCUUGAGCAACCUACAUAAUGCAACUGGUCCUUUCAAUCCUGCAAUAUUCAAAAAAUACUCCCUCUCAUCGUUGCAAGCGGAUACUCAGUUCACUGUCGUUGAGGCUACUCUAAGAGGCUUCAGCAAAUGGGUGGAUGCACAAGGGGACUCCCCACAACAGGAUGAACAACAACGACUUGGGCUGGAAAGUUCUCUAGAAUCAUGGGCGCUCAAUUUAAUCCAAAAGAAUUUUGAAGAUCCAGUUGUUAAAGAACGAGUCAUAAGACUUUCCGUUGACUUUUGUUACAAGGCCUUGAAGAACAAGCAAAGUUUUGCGCUUAAGGUUCUUGAACACAUUCUCAUGACCAACCUGCCCGAUCGUCCAGAAUAUCCCGCCUACUCUGAAGCUGUGAAGGAACUCCACAACACGGCUACGUACGAAGUACGGCGGCUGACAAUACGCUAUGCCGAUUAUUUUUCCACGUUUUAUGAUGCCCUAGAACCAAAGAUUCGGGAGAUUAUUUCAACGUCUACCACGGGAGAUAGGCCCCAAAUGGAACUUUCUUCAAUCCUUCUCAUCAUAAUGCAACGGGCUCCGCAGGUGGAUCCUGAUAUACGGCAGUCUCGACUACAAUUGUUUGUUGAGCCCAUUAGACAAUCCUGGAGUAGCGAAGAAUUCAAGCAAAUUUCAACGUCCUUCGAGGGAUUUUGUCAAAUUCUUGGCUUGGACCAAAUUUGGCCAUAUCUACAACGCCUACAAGCCCAAAAAGUUGAGGACUGGUCGACAAUACCUCUCGAUGAGGAGGGAAAAAACAUACAAGCCCACAUGACAACGAAAUUCCAGCAACUUCCGCUACGCAUGACGAAGACGAUGCUGUCGGUAUCCACAGAAAAGUUACAAACAACCGACCCGGCAUACUCCAUCGCAUGCGAUUUAUGGCGCGACUCUAUUCCCCUUAUUCUCCCGACAUUGCUCCAACUUCUGAGCCAUGCACAUGCGUUUCACAACCCGGAAAAUUGUCCUGGUCUGCCACCAGAUAUGCGCCCACUUGUGGGGCGGAUCCUCACGGACCGGUUUUGGCAGGCAGGUAUCUCUAGCGGCAGUAGAGAAGAUUUCUAUGCCCGCAUAACUACCUCUAAAGCCACUCUGGAGGGAUUUUCCUCCUCUGUUCGAGGGAAAGUCCGCGCUGUACGGGAAGCCUGUUAUUCCAUUCUUUACAGCAUGAGCAGACUCCAUGAACACUUCUACUCCUUUGCAGAGCUCCCAGUUCCCCUAUCCCAGGCAUUAUUUAAGGAUGCGACAUCACUUUCCUCCCAUCAGUUGUCUGUAUUACUCAAUAUUUCCCGCUGUCUGGUUGACGACUGCCCUGCAAGAUAUCGACCCCAUUUCUUGCCUCCGAUGUUAUCUGCUCUAUUCAUUCAAUUUGACAAAAAGAUCACCGCGGAAUGGGACAUAAUAGAGCAUCGAAAGGCUGGGAUGGUGGAGUCUGAUCUAACGGUGGAAAUGAAAGAUGAAAGCAUCCUCCGCCAAUUAACUUACUCAGUUGUCAUCAUGGUCGCCAGUCUUCUUGACCCGCAACGGGGAGAUCCCGAAAAGGCUUCCGGGCCGAGUAAACAGAAUGGCACUGCUAACCAACCAAGCCCGGGCGACUCCAUUCGCCAGUUCGUUCUUUCAUCCCCCCAAAUUCUCGAACCAGUAAUUCUCUUCUGCACACACGCGAUUCGCAUGAAAGAUACCCGUUGUUGCUCCAUCGUAACCCGUGUCAUCCGAUCUAUUCUGGACGCAUUCAUCCUCGAAGUCGAUAACCCCACUGCGAAAAGUAUCCGCGAGUUCAUCAGCACAGAUAUCCUAAAAGCAUGUAUCACGUCCGUCCACGAGCCCUAUUUCGUCGACAUGCAAAAGGAGCUGGCGCAACUUAUCGCUUCCAUUUGGAUAGCGUAUGGCCCCACCAGCGAUACACCUACUAAGAUCAUAGAAAGCCUGCCAGAUAUGCCGAAGAGCAAAGUUGCGGCUACAUAUGCCGCGCUCAGAGAGUCUAGGUCCGGCCGCCAACAAAGAGCUCUAGUUCUUGACUUAUUAGAGGGUUUACGGGGCGUGAGCAUUAGCGAGCAGGGGCGCAUUGCUGGUCCCCCACCAGCGCGGAGGAAACCCAAAUCCGCGCUCCAGGAACGCUAUACGACGGAAAUGGAUGUGCAGGAAGGAGGGAAAGUUGAUAUCAACAGUGGACCAGAUCUUACAGGAGUGGCGGAUAUGUUUUCCUUAUGAUUUUGGCAGAAUGUGGCACCUGUUUCAAAAACGCUCUCUCUACAGAAGGGAGAUAUCGCUGGUGCUUACUGAAACUGAUUCAUACCGCUUUGAUUUUACCGUUUUAUACCUCUAUAUCCUCAAGCGUCUAUUCCUUUUUUUUCCCCAUCUGAUUUGAGAAGUAUAUAGAAAGAUCGAAGAACGCUCUCUAACAUGGAUUAUUAACUUUGUAUAGAGAAGAUAAAGGGGGAAUAUGGUCAUAAACCAUCGUUGAAUUUUUUUUGUCAUAUUUCCCAUUCUUUCUAACAUCUCCGAAAUCCAGCCCACGCCCCGUGUAUAUCAUCAUAAGUGCAAGCUAAAAGAGAGCGGCAAAGACGGAAAAAAAAAAAAAAAAAAAAAUGGAACCCCAAUUCAAAAAAUCCCAAAUAAAACAUUUCCUUCACAGCACGUAUAACAUUUUUCCCUUUCCCGUCCCUACCAAAAAAAGAGCCCAAAAGGAGAAACUUCAUUUGAAAAAAAUGGAACCCAGAGCCUCACCCUCCAGUAAUCCCUCAUUUCCUCUUCGGAAACUUUUCCUUCCCAAUAUCACGCCCAGUGAGCUUGAUAUUAAGCACGUUCUCGAUCCGCGGUAGGAUCUUUUUAUCCGCGCCCUUCUUGUUCUGUUCCAGGUCAGCUAUGAUGGCCGGUGUUGUGUUGCAUUUGGCAGCGAGCUCCCUCUGUGUCAUUUUGAAGCCCUCUUCGUUGCGGCGGCGCAUGAUGGCCUUCCCGACCUCUUCGCCGACGGAUUGCAGGGGGAUAAUGUCAUCGCUUCGGUCGACUUUGGUGAGAUGUUGUCCUUCUACGCGGGGUUUGGAUGCCUGUUUUGCGGACGGGGAGGGUUAGUUUUCGAUGUUUUAUCAUCACCAAACAGGAAGGCAUGAAAAGUCAUAAAAAAAAAACGGCUAGAGGACGAAGAAGAAAAAAUCACGUACGGCAUUCCCAGUAGCAUAUUUCUUCUCUGUCCCGAUGAUGGCACCGGAUCGGGCUGCCGCGUUCAACGCAGACCGCCCUCUGACAACUGUCUCCCGGACACCGCCGCCUCCACCGCGGGCUCUGCUUCCAAUACGGGUGACGGAGUCCCAAUCUUCAGACAUAUUAUAUUGUAGAUGGAGGUUUGUAAUGUGAGAAGAGAAGUUGCGCUUGUCUGAGGAUAAGCAAUCGGUUAGUUGCCUGUCGGCGGUGAAUGACAAGCUGGCGGGAGUGUAUACGAACAGCAGCUAGUUAUCGAUUUAAAAGAAAAAAAAAAAAAAAAGGAUUCCGUAAACAGAAAUAGCAACGAGUGGAAGCUACUAAAGGGAUGGAGUUUCGCUAUGGCAGAAACAGGAGAGAGGGUAUACAAGGCGAAAAGGAUGGAGUUGGACAGACAAACAAAGACGCAGGUUGAAGGUUGAUAUUGAUAUUGAUCUUUGGAAUGGGGAUGGCAAAAGAAGCCUCGAGAAG
This is a messenger RNA of Blastomyces dermatitidis ER-3, 5486 nucleotides long. Its product is annotated as nuclear import and export protein Msn5. Gene Ontology annotation, molecular function: nuclear export signal receptor activity; RNA binding. Lineage: Eukaryota; Fungi; Ascomycota; Eurotiomycetes; Onygenales; Ajellomycetaceae. The record is from RefSeq and is a predicted model, not a curated record. Bases 264 to 4028 code for a protein of 1254 amino acids. Gene Ontology annotation, biological process: RNA export from nucleus; protein export from nucleus. Gene Ontology annotation, cellular component: nucleus; RNA nuclear export complex; cytoplasm. The transcript is spliced from 11 exons.